GCUGGGUUGUCUGAAUUAGAGGAUCCGCCGCAUAACCGAUGUGUAGGUCUUUGUUGCGGGCAACAAGGAUUGGCGGCGCGUGAAGAUUCUGGAGGUACUGAUGUCGAGCAAUCUUAAAUACAGCAUGGCGGGUUGCAUGUGUCUGCCUCUCCCCCUUCUUGCAAAUAGUGUCAUGGACAGUCAUUCAACUUGGAAGGCUUUUCCUUAUACACUUCUGCCAGGUCCAACGUUGCCAGCGUCAGUGAAACCCAUGGUAGCAAAUAACAAACGAAGAUAUCUGAGGGUCGGGUGUCUACUCCUCAUCGCGUGCAUCUUGUUUCUUUCUGCCUUCGGCUGGCAAGCCAGGCAUAGGAUGAUCGUUGAUCCCCUCCCUGAAACAACCCCUUACGAACUUGAAAACUAUGACACGGGACCUUUGCCUUCUAUUGACGCGGUGCCAGAAGUGCUCAAAUUACUACGAGCUCCUCGGCGUCAUCCAUUUCAAAACCUGACUAGAGUUGCGGAGAUCCAGCGGAAAGCUUGGGCUCUUACCCCGUUCUCGCGAGCAACCUGCCAGUUUCAGGAAUGGCACGAAAUGAGAUACGCAUCGCUCAGAAACUCAGGCAAGAAUGUCUUCCUUGCGAUGAAUCUCCAUAACAAUGCGCAAACAUUUCCAACAAUCAUCUCGCAAAUGCCCGAAGUCUUAAAGUUCCUGACACCUUCAAGUAUUCAUGUGUCUAUAUACGAGAAUGGAAGUGAAGAUGCCACCCAACAAUUCCUAGUCCUUCUCGCGGAUAUCCUGGACAACUUGGGGACCUCCUACACGAUCAUUUCGGAGGGGAAGAAUUUUACAUUUGAUAAGGGCUUCAACCAUCGGAUCGAGGCACUUGCAAUCGCUAGGAAUCUGGCCCUUGCACCUCUAUACUCUGGAGCCAUUGAAAAGGCGAUGCCGGGCAGAAAAUUUGACGAAGUGCUGUUUAUGAAUGAUAUCAUCUACUGCGCCGCAGAUGUCUUGGAAGUUCUUUACCAGCGGCGGGAGCAAGGCGCUUAUGAGUCUUGCUCUGUAGACUGGGAUUGGGGUGGACGAAUAGUGUAUGACAGAUGGGUGCUGCGGGCGAUGUCCGGAGACCCGUGGUACGAGCACGACGGCCUCGUCAAAUACUUCAGAGACCCUAGAAGUCUUGAUGAGAAGAUUGCACCAACACCGUUGCCUGACAGAACGGAAGAUCGUCAUAGAUUCGAAAACUUGAUGCCACUACAAGUUUUCGCCUGCUGGAACGGGAUGGCUGCUUUCGACUCUAGUGUCUUCAUUGAACACGACAUUCGCUUUAGAAUGGGACUGAGUGACCACCACGAGAACGGAGAGAUCAAGCAGCCAACGGAUAUUGUGUCUGAGUGUUAUUUAACGAGCGUCGAUAUGUGGAAGAAGGGAAUAGGAAAAAUAUUAUUGGCAUCUCGUGCUCGCGUCGCCUAUUCCGUGGAGAACUAUGACACUUAUCGAACAGACCAGCGGAUUGGGAAACCUGGGGCGAAGAACCUGGAGAAAUUAGCAGAGGAAGAACGGAUAGAAUGGCAGUCACAACCCCCCGCAAAGGUCGCGAUGCAUGACUUUACAUGGUGGGAAAUGCCGGAGAGAUGGGCCCCAUGGGAUGAGCCUUGACUGUAUACAUCACCCAAUGAUACUAGGAGAUGUUGGCUAGGCGAUGCCAGACACCGACAGCGAUGGAAAAGAACAUGUCAAACCAGUCACUUAUGUUGUAAUAGCCACCCUCACUGAACUUGUAAUCACAAGACCUAGGGA
Molecule: messenger RNA, 1780 nt
Organism: Cantharellus anzutake
Lineage: Eukaryota; Fungi; Basidiomycota; Agaricomycetes; Cantharellales; Hydnaceae
Product: cryptococcal mannosyltransferase 1-domain-containing protein
Exons: 4
Coding region: 101-1639 (512 amino acids)
Source: RefSeq, a predicted model, not a curated record